Messenger RNA from Sphaerodactylus townsendi, 7477 nucleotides. RefSeq names its product lysine demethylase 5A (gene KDM5A). Gene Ontology annotation, cellular component: nucleus. The transcript has 28 exons. Gene Ontology annotation, biological process: chromatin remodeling. The record is from RefSeq and is a predicted model, not a curated record. NCBI's taxonomy places the organism in Eukaryota, Metazoa, Chordata, Lepidosauria, Squamata, Sphaerodactylidae. Bases 723 to 5840 code for a protein of 1705 amino acids. Gene Ontology annotation, molecular function: DNA binding; histone demethylase activity.
UGUACUGCAAGACUACGAGGCGUCUUCAACCGGGCGGGGAAGAGGUGUGCGAGGAUUUUAUGGGAAGGGGCGGGCGCAUUUGUUCUCUCUCUCUCACACACACAGCCAAACGAGGGGAAAUCGGUUGUCGGCACCGGAAGGUCUCUUCAUCGAGUCGGUCACAGACAAACAGACAUUCCUCCGCGAGCUCAGCUGCUCCUAUUGUGGCCGUUGCGACCGUUAAAAGUUUCGCCUUCGACAGGAGAAGGAGAAAACAAAAAGGAGACGCGUCGCGAGAUUUGAUGGUGGGCGAGUGAGCUCCCGCGACAGCGAAGAGCAUCUUUUAACCCGAGGGAUGGAGAACGGGACUAUUUCGCCGCCCCGCCAUUUAAAUCUCCAGCGGAAGGAUAUUUUUCCGGGCCUUCCGCAAGAUAAGGGUUUUAACUGAGACGCGUCACUUCCGGAGAGUCUGAAGAAGGGGAGGAAAGGGAAGGGAGAGAAAAUAAAAACAACAAACCUCCGAAGGGGGGACAACGAAAGCAAACGAGGGGGCCCGCAGCGGCUGAGGCGACGGGAGUUCGGCGGUCAUUCCUGAGGGGGAGCCUCGCGACGGUCCUGCUCCUCUGUGGCCCCCGGGAUGCUCCUCUGCCCCCCGGCCCGUCGUUGAGCCGCUCUCCCUUUUCCUCCUCUCUCCGCCUCCAGCCCAGCCCCCUCCCUCCGUCCCCGGUCCCGAGGGCGCCGCCAUGUCGGGGGACGACGACGGCCCUGGCGGGUCCCACUACGUGGCCGAGUUCGUGCCUCCGCCCGAGUGCCCGGUCUUCGAACCCAGCUGGGAGGAGUUCGGCGACCCCCUCGGCUUCAUCGGCCGCAUCCGACCCUUGGCUGAGAAAACCGGCAUCUGCAAGAUCAGGCCCCCCAAGGACUGGCAGCCACCUUUUGCAUGUGAUGUACAGAGUUUUCGUUUUACCCCACGUGUUCAGCGCCUGAAUGAACUGGAGGCAAUGACAAGAGUGAAGCUGGACUUCUUAGAUCAAUUGGCAAAAUUCUGGGAGCUUCAAGGAUCUACGUUAAAAAUCCCCGUGGUAGAGAGAAAAAUCUUGGAUCUCUAUUCUUUGAGCAAGAUUGUUGCCAGCAAAGGAGGCUUUGAGGUGGUCUCUAAAGAUAAGAAAUGGUCCAAAGUGGCUAAUCGGCUUGGUUACUUACCGGGCAAGGCGACGGGAUCUCUUCUAAAAUCACACUAUGAACGGAUUCUGUAUCCAUAUGAACUUUUCCAGUCUGGUGUCAGCCUUAUGGGCAUCCAAAAGCCAAACUUGGACCUUAAGGAAAAAGUGGAGGUUGAGGACCUCGGCAUUGAUGCCCAGUCUCUCCCAAAGCAGGGUACAAGAAUGAACGUUGUGCUGAAGAGAACCAGACGUGUCAAGUCCCAGGCAGAAGCAGGAGAGAUGAGUAGGAAUGCUGAACUAAAGAAGCUCCAGAUCUUUGGAGCAGGACCAAAGAUGAUGGGAUUGGCAUUGGGAGCAAAGGAAAAAGAAGGCAAUGAGUACAAUAUUCUCUUUCCAGAUGAAGUCCCCCGAAGACGCAAAGGUGCCAGAUCUGAGGCAUUUGGCAUGCAGAUGAGACAGCGGAAAGGAGCACUUUCUGUCAACUUUGUCGACCUGUAUGUCUGCUUGUUUUGUGGUCGAGGAAACAAUGAGGACAAGCUGUUGCUAUGUGAUGGGUGUGAUGACAGCUACCAUACAUUUUGCCUGAUACCCCCUUUGCCUGAUGUGCCAAAAGGUGACUGGAGAUGUCCAAAAUGUGUUGCAGAGGAAUGUAGCAAACCGCGUGAGGCCUUUGGAUUUGAGCAGGCUGUUCGAGAGUACACCCUCCAGAGCUUUGGUGAGAUGGCAGAUAAUUUCAAAUCUGAUUACUUCAACAUGCCAGUCCAUAUGGUUCCCACUGAACUGGUGGAAAAGGAGUUCUGGCGACUUGUGAGUAGCAUCGAGGAAGAUGUUAUUGUGGAGUAUGGAGCAGACAUCUCGUCCAAGGACUUUGGAAGCGGUUUCCCUAUAAAGGAUGGCAGAAGAAAGCUAAUGCCAGAAGAGGAGGAUUAUGCCCUUUCUGGCUGGAACCUCAAUAAUAUGCCUGUACUGGAGCAGUCUGUCCUUGCUCAUAUCAACGCUGAUAUUUCUGGCAUGAAGGUGCCCUGGCUUUAUGUAGGGAUGUGCUUCUCCUCUUUCUGUUGGCACAUUGAAGAUCACUGGAGCUAUUCCAUCAACUACCUUCAUUGGGGAGAACCCAAGACAUGGUAUGGAGUACCUUCUCAUGCAGCAGAACAGCUGGAAGAAGUGAUGAGAGAGUUGGCCCCUGAGCUGUUUGAGACGCAGCCUGAUCUUCUGCACCAGUUAGUCACCAUUAUGAACCCAAAUGUGCUUAUGGAACAUGGUGUACCUGUAUAUCGGACCAAUCAAUGUGCUGGCGAGUUUGUUGUAACUUUUCCUCGUGCCUAUCACUCUGGAUUUAACCAAGGCUACAACUUCGCUGAGGCUGUGAACUUCUGCACUGCGGACUGGCUUCCCAUAGGGCGGCAGUGUGUAAGUCAUUACCGUCGGCUGAGGCGCCACUGCGUCUUCUCUCAUGAGGAGCUGAUCUUCAAGAUGGCUGCUGACCCGGAGUGCUUGGAUGUGGGGCUUGCUGCCAUGGUCUGCAAAGAAAUGACGCUCAUGACCGAAGAGGAGGCACGCUUGAGGGACUCUGUUAUACAAAUGGGGGUUCUGAUAUCUGAGGAGGAAGUGUUUGAAUUGGUUCCGGAUGAUGAGCGCCAGUGUGCAGCCUGCCGGACCACAUGCUUUCUGUCUGCUCUUACCUGUUCUUGUAACCCUGAACGGCUUGUCUGCUUGUACCACCCAAGUGAUUUGUGUUCAUGCCCCAUGCAGAAAAAGUGUCUAAGAUAUCGCUAUCCAUUGGAGGACUUCCCUUCCCUGCUGUAUGGAGUGAAAGUCAGAGCACAGUCUUAUGACACUUGGGUCAGUAGGGUCACCGAGGCACUGUCUGCCAACCUCAACCACAAGAAAGAUGUGAUUGAGCUGAGAGUGAUGUUGGAGGAUGCCGAAGACAGGAAGUAUCCAGAGAACGAUCUGUUCCGUAAGCUAAGAGACGCUGUGAAAGAGGCGGAGACUUGUGCUUCAGUGGCGCAACUGCUCUUGAGCAAAAAACAAAAGCACAGUAAACUGAGCCCAGAUAGUGGGAGGACAAGGACCAAACUGACUGUGGAGGAACUGAAAGCAUUUGUCCAACAGCUGUUUAGCCUUCCGUGUGUCAUCAAUCAGGCUCGGCAAGUAAAGAACUUGCUGGAUGAUGUUGAAGAGUUUCAUGAACGUGCUCAGGAGGCCAUGAUGGACGAGAUCCCGGACUCAUCAAAACUGCAGAUGUUGAUCGACAUGGGCUCUGGCUUGUAUGUGGAACUUCCUGAACUGCCUCGCCUGAAGCAAGAGCUGCAGCAGGCUCGUUGGUUGGACGAAGUACGGGUGACCCUUUCCGAUCCUCAGAGAGUCACCUUAGACGUGAUGAAGAAGCUGAUUGACUCAGGGGUGGGGCUGGCACCUCACCAUGCAGUGGAGAAAGCCAUGGCUGAACUGCAAGAACUCCUUACUGUUUCUGAGAGGUGGGAGGAGAAGGCUAAGGUCUGCCUACAGGCAAGGCCUCGGCAAAGCAUAGCUGCUCUGGAGAACAUUGUUAACGAAGCAAAGAACAUCCCAGCUUAUUUGCCCAAUGUGUUAGCAUUGAGAGAAGCGCUGCAGCGAGCUCGAGACUGGACGUCCAAGGUGGAAGCCAUUCAGAAUGGUAGCAACUAUGCAUAUCUGGAGCAGCUUGAGAAUCUGUCUGCCAAAGGCCGUCUGAUACCCAUCCGUCUCGAUGCACUGCCUCAGGUGGAUUCGCAGGCAGCAGCGGCCCGUGCCUGGAGGGAGCGCACAGGAAGAACAUUCCUGAAGAAGAACUCUAACUAUACUCUCUUACAGGUUCUGAGCCCUCGAACGGAUAUUGGCGUUUAUGGGAGCAGUAAGAACAGGCGGAAGAGAGUGAAGGAGCUGUUGGAGAAGGAGAAAGAGAAGGAUCUCGAUUUGGAAUCCUUGAGUGAACUAGAAGAUGGGGUGGAAGAGACCAGAGACACUGCAACCGUGGUGGCCGUCUUCAAGGAUCGUGAGCAGAAAGAGAUUGAAGCCAUGCAUGCCCUCAGGGAAGCCAACCUGGCAAAGAUGACCAUGGUGGAUUGUAUUGAGGAGAUAAAGUUUUGUAUCUGCCGCAAAACAGCAAGCGGGUUUAUGCUCCAGUGUGAACUCUGCAAAGACUGGUUUCACAGCACCUGUGUACCGCUCCCCAAAACCAGCUCCCAAAAGAAGGGCUCUAGUUGGCCUGCCAAAGAAGUUAAGUUCCUGUGCCCGCUUUGCAUGCGUUCCCGAAGGCCACGGCUCGAGACCAUCUUAUCAUUGCUGGUGUCCUUGCAAAAGCUGCCUGUCCGACUGCCUGAAGGAGAGGCAUUGCAGUGCCUGACGGAAAGGGCUAUGAGUUGGCAGGACCGAGCGCGGCAAGCUUUGGCUACUGAUGAACUGUCCUCUGCAUUGGCCAAGCUUUCAGUGCUCAGCCAACGCAUGGUGGAACAAGCAGCACGAGAAAAAACGGAGAAAAUAAUCAGUGCAGAGCUUCAGAAGGCUGCAGCCAAUCCUGACUUACAGGGUCACUUGACUAGUUUCCAGCAAUCUGGCUUUAACCGGGCCAUGAGCAGCGUGUCAUCCUCUCCCCGGCAAACAAUGGACUAUGAUGAUGAGGAGACAGAUUCAGAUGAAGACAUCAGGGAAGCAUAUGGCUAUGACAUAAAGGACAAUGCCAGCAUAAAAUCCUCCAGCAGCCUGGAGCCCAACCUUUUUUGUGAUGAAGAAAUUCCCAUAAAAUCUGAGGAAGUUGUAACACACAUGUGGACAGCCCCCUCCUUCUGUGCUGAACAUGCAUACUCGUCAGCAUCCAAAAGCUGCUCUCAAGGUUCCAACACUCCAAGAAAGCAACCUCGUAAGAGCCCCCUGGUGCCGCGCAGUUUAGAGCCCCCAGUGCUUGAGCUGUCUUCUGGAGCCAAAUCACAGCUAGAAGAUCUGAUGAUGAUAGGAGAUCUUCUGGAAGUAUCUCUGGAUGAGACCCAGCACAUUUGGCGGAUCUUGCAAGCCACCCACCCACCCUCUGAGGACAGAUUUCUUCACAUCAUGGAGGAUGACAGUAUGGAUGAGAAGCCAUUAAAAAUGCGGGGAAGAGACUCUUCUGAGAGGAAGCGGAAGCGCAAGCUCGAGAAAGCGGAACAGUUCUUUGGCGAGAUGAAGCAGAAGUCUAAAGACUUGAAGAAGCUGGAGAAACCCAAGAAGAAGAAACUAAAGCUGACUAUGGACAAGACAAAAGAGCUGAACAAGCUGGCCAAGAAGCUAGCGAAAGAGGAGGAACGGAAAAAGAAGCGCGAGAAAGCGGCCGCGGCCAAGGUGGAGCUGGUGAAAGAGUGCACAGAAAAAAAGAGGGAGAAGAAAGUCCUGGAUAUCCCUUCCAAGUACGACUGGUCAGGAGCAGAAGAGUCAGACGAUGAGAAUGCGGUGUGCGCUGCCCAGAACUGCCAGAGACCCUGCAAGGACAAGGUAGACUGGGUGCAGUGUGACGGUGGCUGCGACGAGUGGUUUCACCAAGUCUGUGUUGGUGUCUCACCAGAAAUGGCAGAGAGUGAAGAUUAUAUCUGUAUAAACUGUGCAAAGAAACAGAUGCAGGGCCCGGGUAGUCCGACACAUGCGCCGCCGCCUCACUUCCUGCUGAGCUUCAAGCGACCCAUGGAAGACCUCAAGGAGACGAGUUAGCAGCUGCUCAGUCUCACUGGGACUGGAGGGAAAUGGAACACUAAGAAGAUGGUGUGAUGUGAACGUAGCCACUUGGAACGCUCCACUUCCAUAGACGUUCAGCCCUAUGGUGGAGCUAGCCCCACGCAGCUGGCUUCCUUUUGUAUGAAGUGGGAUGUUACGGGCACAGGGGCAUUGACCGAGCUAUGCAGAUGCCACCCCAUUGGAAGCCCCAGCCGGGUUUUUUUUCCUCCCGUGUUUCUUGGAAGGCUGAGCGUAGGCCCUGCCUGCCGGCUGAGCAGAUGUGAGGCAUAUGGAUGAUGCUUUCCUGACUCAGCAGCUCAGUGCAAAAGGCGGGCAUUGUUGAGAGCUCAGAACCCCACCACGCCGCCUAGUGGCGAUGAAGGCACUUCCCGGGCCUCCUAAUGAAAUCGAGGCAGCCACGGUCACUUUGCGUGGAUAAAAAAACCUUCUUUUAGCAUCAGGCAGGAGGGGUUGGGAGUGGGUGGAGAAUGACAUUAAUUCUUGGGGGGUGGGGUGGGGUUGUUAGAAGGCAAAGGAGCUUUAGGUCUUGGAAACAAGGAUUGGGGCUUUUUUGUGUGUGUGUACCCUAAUUCCAGUGGGGUCCCUUUUCUUCCUGAAGGGAAAGCUCCUUAACUCAAGACGUCGCUAUGGUACAUCCCUUUGGUGAAGCACUCCUUCCUGCUCUGGUGGCCAUUUUCCUCUGUCUUAGGCAUUUACCAACACCCUGUUCACUACAAUGCGUGAAGCGAGGUGCAGUUGGUAAAGGUUGGGGUGUCGUGAGCGAACGCAUCUAGAGACUGGGGCAGAGGGCAACAGCCCCCAUUCCUUACAAUUCCAUACUGGUGUGUUUCUGUGAAAGAACUCCAGCUCCCCAGUAUUCCCAACAUCGCCCGGCUGUGUAGCCUCACAGUUCCACAAGCAGACCACAGGUACAGUUUGCCAGCCCUGCUUCUUCACCUCUUAGGCUUCAGUGGAUGGAGGCCUGCAGUCGGCUACCAGUCCGGUUUGACCUCACACCCCCUUGCUUUGCUGGGAGACAGGCAGCUUGGGGCUGUGCGUCCCGGGUGACAACUGUUUUAGUAAACCCGUUUUUUUAAAAAAGGACUGGUUUUUACUUUUUUCUAUGUCUCGGACUACUGACUUGUCUACAAAAAAAAGAAAAAGAUUAUUUUUCUUUGGUUUUUAUACUUAACCAUGGUUACCAGCAGCACACAAAGAGAGAGAGAGAGAGAGAGGCUCACAAAACUAAAACCUGCCUACAGGCUUAGGUUUUUUUUUUAACUUCAUUGCUUCCUUGUAGUACAAGGAAAUUUAGCAGUUACUCCCCACAUCCUUGCUCCACCUGCUGCCUGUGUUUUAAAUAGGUAAAAGAAAACAUUUCAUGUGCUACCUUCAUGUCAGGGGUUGUUCUCUUAGCGGGGCUCCUUGGUCGUUGCUGUCUCCAGUUUAUGCUGGCUUUUCUGUAAGUGGGUGUCUGAAACAGGCCAUUGUGGUGUCUUCCCCUGCUCCCCAUUAUCUAUUGUGUUUCCAUAAUUCUGCAGUUCUAGGAGUGUUGUAACUAUAGUGUCCGGUCUUCUUAGAUGCAGGGGUUGGGAUUUUCUAAAAGAUAAAAAAAAAGUAGUGUUCUUCCUUGA